Sorex araneus (European shrew) is the source of this 1944-nucleotide messenger RNA. RefSeq names its product solute carrier family 16 member 3 (gene SLC16A3). Gene Ontology annotation, molecular function: monocarboxylic acid transmembrane transporter activity. Gene Ontology annotation, biological process: transmembrane transport; monocarboxylic acid transport. Bases 209 to 1564 code for a protein of 451 amino acids. The record is from RefSeq and is a predicted model, not a curated record. The transcript is spliced from 5 exons. NCBI's taxonomy places the organism in Eukaryota, Metazoa, Chordata, Mammalia, Eulipotyphla, Soricidae.
GCGCGUCCCCGGAGCGCUCCGGACCUCGCAGCAGGUAGGCGGUGGCCGCUGGUGACCCCUCCACGCCCUCCGACCCGUGCCCGGGCAGAACGCUCUCUUCCUCCUCGGCGCCGACGUGGUGGACACGGACUGGACGCCCCCUCCCGUGCCGGCGUCGGGGCAGCAAAGGGAGUCCCCACCCAGAGACGCGGAAGCAACCCUCCUGGCCAUGGGUGGGGCUGCAGUGGACGAGGGCCCACCGGGGGUCCCGGCCCCGGACGGUGGCUGGGGCUGGGCUGUGCUCCUGGGCUGUUUCGUCAUCACCGGCUUCUCCUACGCCUUCCCCAAGGCGGUCAGCGUCUUCUUCAAGGCUCUCAUGCAGGAGUUUGGCAUCGGCUACAGUGACACGGCCUGGAUCUCCUCCAUCCUGCUGGCCAUGCUCUAUGGGGCAGGCCCGCUGUGCAGCGUGUGUGUGAACCGCUUUGGCUGCCGGCCCGUCAUGCUGCUGGGCGGGCUCAUGGCGUCCCUGGGCAUGGUGAGCGCAUCCUUCUGCCGAAGCGCCCUUCAGCUCUACCUCACCACGGGUGUCCUGACCGGCCUAGGGCUCGCACUCACCUUCCAGCCAUCGCUCAUCAUGCUCAACCGCUACUUCAGCAAGAGGCGCCCCAUAGCCAACGGGCUGGCGGCCGCGGGCAGCCCCGUGUUCCUGUGUGCCCUGUCCCCACUGGGCCAGCUGCUGCAGGACCAAUACGGGUGGCGCGGUGGCUUCCUCAUCCUGGGCGGCAUGUUGCUUAACUGCUGUGUGUGCGCCGCGCUCAUGAGGCCAUUGGAGGCCGCCCUGAGGCCUGAGGCCCAGCGCCCGGGCAGGCGGCUGCUGGACCUGAGUGUCUUCAGGGACCGUGGCUUCGUCGUCUACAGCCUGGCUGCCUCCGUCAUGGUGCUGGGGCUCUUCGUGCCACCCGUGUUCGUGGUGAACUAUGCCAAGGACAUGGGUGUGCCUGACGCCCAGGCUGCCUUCCUGCUCACUGUGCUUGGCUGUAUCGACAUCUUUGCCCGGCCCCUGGCUGGCAUCAUCGCCGGGCAGCGCCGGGUGAGGCCCUAUGCCCUCUACCUCUUCAGCUUCGCCAUGUUCUUUAAUGGCUUCACCGACCUCACUGGCUCCACAGCCCGUGACUACGUCGGCCUGGUGGUCUUCUGUGUCUUCUUUGGCAUCUCCUACGGCAUGGUGGGUGCCCUGCAGUUCGAGGUGCUCAUGGCUGUCGUGGGCACUCACAAGUUUUCGAGUGCCAUCGGGCUAGUGCUACUGCUGGAGGCUGUGGCCGUGCUCAUUGGGCCCCCGUCAGGAGGUAGGCUGCUGGAUGCCACUGGCGUGUACCAGAACGUGUUCCUGCUGGCGGGGGCCGAGGUGCUGGCCGCCUCCCUGGUGCUGGUGCUGGGCAGCUACUUCUGUGUGGUGCAGCGGCCGGUGGCCACCGUGCAGGAGCCCCCGGAGGAGCCAGGGGUGGGCAUGCGUGAGGUGCGGCACUUGCCGGAGGCCCAGCCUGAGAACAGGGAGAUGGCUGCAAGCCCUGAGACAAGCGUGUGAGGCGCAGGCAGCAGGCAGAGGCCGUGGCCUGGGGUUUAGCUUCACUCAGGCCUGUGCCUCGUUUUCAGGGCAAAAGUGGGAUGGGAACAACACGGUUCCAAAGCAGACCUGUGGUGGAGCCGAGUGUCAAGGUCACCAGAUGCCCGUGCCAGGUCCCCCACAGCUGACCCCCCAAGCACCCGCUGGGCUGGCUCAAGGACCUAGAAACCCAUGCUUCGAGACAACACUUUAAUCUGGGUGAGGGCCCUACCUGCUAGCCUGCUGCCCCACGGGGAACCCAACCUGUUCCUCUUGUCGAGGGCACGGAUUCCCCCGCACCUCGGAGAGCCGCUAAGAGCCUGGGAGGGGCAACACGUCCCAGCCAGAGCAGUGGCUGGACC